This is a messenger RNA of Saimiri boliviensis boliviensis (Bolivian squirrel monkey), 5902 nucleotides long. RefSeq names its product RAS p21 protein activator 1 (gene RASA1). Gene Ontology annotation, molecular function: protein binding. Gene Ontology annotation, biological process: regulation of GTPase activity. NCBI's taxonomy places the organism in Eukaryota, Metazoa, Chordata, Mammalia, Primates, Cebidae. The record is from RefSeq and is a predicted model, not a curated record.
ACUCACUGAGAGCUCCAGGUAGUGAGCAGUUCAGUAGAUUUCCUCAUUACCCAGCCCCUCUUUCUGUCGUCCCUACCCAGCAUCUGCCGGGUGGAGGAUGAAGGGGCUGCAGUGGCCCCAGCCUGUGCAGCGGCACCGGCGGUGGCUGCGGUGUGGGUGGCCGGAACUGGGGUGGUGAAGCAGCGGCGGUGGUGUCUAAAGGAGCGAUAGCCGCCUCAGCCUCUUUCCCUGUGCUUCCUAUCCUCUUUAGUGCAGCCAGGAAGUUUUCGCUUCUGUACGUGUGUGUGCGCGUGAGUGUGGGUGUGUGCAGUGAGCUUUGGGUGGCGUUUGUGCAGGCGUUGGGUUUUUUGCCCACUUCGCUUCCCGUAACCCCGGCAGCUCCGGAGCCUGGGCUGUGGCCCUAGGAGGGGGCGCGGCGGCCGGCUCUCUCCUUUUGUUGUUGUUUCCUCCGCCUGGGGAGCUGAAGGGGAGACGCGCCUGGGUGGGGCGGCUCGGAGCCCGGGCCUGGUGGCCCCCGGGGCUCCCGGGCGGGCAGGGUAGGACAGAGUAGAGCGGGCUUCAACAUGAUGGCGGCCGAGGCCGGCAGCGAGGAGGGCGGCCCGGUAACUGCCGGAGCGGGGGGAGGCGGCGCGGCUGCGGGCUCCAGUGCCUAUCCCGCAGUGUGUCGGGUGAGGAUACCCGCGGCCCUGCCUGUGGCAGCCGCCCCCUAUCCUGGGCUGGUGGAGACCGGAGUGGCUGGGACUCUGGGUGGCGGAGCCGCUUUGGGGUCAGGGUUCCUAGGAACCGGGUCUGUGGCAGGGGCAUCGGGGGGAGCCGGACUGACAGGGGGAGGUACUGCUGCUGGCGUGGCCGGUGCUGCUGCUGGCGUGGCCGGUGCUGCUGCUGCUGCUGCUGGACCCAGUGGAGACAUGUCUCUCACCAAGCUGCUCACUUCGUUGCCUGCUGAGACUCUCGGGCCAGGAGGUGUAUUUCCCCCUCUGCCUCCUCCCCCUCACCUGCCCCCUUUGGGGGCGGGUCUGGGGACAGUGGACGAAGGUGACUCUCUGGAUGGACCAGAAUACGAGGAGGAAGAGGUGGCCAUACCGUUGACCGCUCCUCCAACUAACCAGUGGUAUCAUGGAAAACUUGAUCGAACGAUAGCAGAAGAACGCCUCAGGCAGGCAGGAAAAUCUGGCAGUUAUCUUAUAAGAGAGAGUGAUCGGAGGCCAGGGUCCUUUGUACUUUCAUUUCUUAGCCAGAUGAAUGUUGUCAACCAUUUUAGGAUUAUUGCUAUGUGUGGCGAUUACUACAUUGGUGGAAGACGUUUUUCUUCACUGUCAGAUCUAAUAGGUUAUUACAGUCAUGUUUCUUGUUUGCUUAAAGGAGAAAAAUUGCUUUAUCCAGUUGCACCACCAGAGCCAGUAGAAGAUAGAAGACGUGUACGAGCUAUUCUGCCUUACACAAAAGUACCAGACACUGAUGAAAUAAGUUUCCUAAAAGGAGAUAUGUUCAUUGUUCAUAAUGAAUUAGAAGAUGGAUGGAUGUGGGUUACAAAUCUAAGAACAGAUGAACAAGGCCUUAUUGUUGAAGACCUAGUAGAAGAGGUGGGCCGGGAAGAAGAUCCACAUGAAGGAAAAAUAUGGUUCCAUGGGAAGAUUUCCAAACAAGAAGCUUACAAUUUACUAAUGACAGUUGGUCAAGUCUGCAGUUUUCUUGUGAGGCCCUCAGAUAAUACUCCUGGUGAUUAUUCACUUUAUUUUCGGACCAGUGAAAAUAUUCAGCGAUUUAAAAUAUGUCCAACACCAAACAAUCAGUUUAUGAUGGGAGGCCGGUAUUAUAACAGCAUUGGGGACAUCAUAGAUCACUAUCGAAAAGAACAGAUUGUUGAAGGGUAUUAUCUUAAGGAACCUGUGCCAAUGCAGGAUCAAGAACAAGUACUCAAUGACACAGUGGAUGGCAAGGAAAUCUAUAAUACCAUCCGUCGUAAAACAAAGGAUGCCUUUUAUAAAAAUAUUGUUAAGAAAGGUUAUCUUCUGAAAAAGGGCAAAGGAAAACGUUGGAAAAAUUUGUAUUUUAUCUUAGAGGGUAGUGAUGCCCAACUUAUUUAUUUUGAAAGUGAAAAACGAGCUACAAAACCAAAAGGAUUAAUAGAUCUCAGUGUCUGUUCUGUCUAUGUUGUUCAUGAUAGUCUCUUUGACAGGCCAAACUGUUUUCAGAUAGUAGUUCAGCACUUUAGUGAAGAACAUUACAUCUUUUACUUUGCAGGAGAAACUCCAGAACAAGCAGAGGACUGGAUGAAAGCUCUGCAGGCAUUUUGCAGUUUACGGAAAAGUAGUCCAGGGACAUCCAAUAAACGCCUUCGUCAGGUCAGCAGCCUUGUUUUACAUAUUGAAGAAGCCCAUAAACUCCCAGUAAAACAUUUUACUAAUCCAUAUUGUAACAUCUACCUGAAUAGUGUCCAAGUAGCAAAAACUCAUGCAAGGGAAGGGCAAAACCCAGUAUGGUCAGAAGAGUUUGUCUUUGAUGAUCUUCCUCCUGACAUCAAUAGAUUUGAAAUAAUUCUUAGUAAUAAAACAAAGAAAAGCAAAGAUCCUGAUAUCUUAUUUAUGCGUUGCCAGUUGAGCCGAUUACAGAAAGGGCAUGCCACAGAUGAAUGGUUUCUGCUCAGCUCCCAUAUACCAUUAAAAGGUAUUGAACCAGGGUCCCUGCGUGUUCGAGCACGAUAUUCUAUGGAAAAAAUCAUGCCAGAAGAAGAGUACAGUGAAUUUAAAGAGCUUAUACUGCAAAAGGAACUUCACGUAGUCUAUGCUUUAUCACAUGUAUGUGGACAAGACCGAACACUACUGGCCAGCAUCCUACUGAGGAUUUUUCUUCAUGAAAAGCUUGAAUCGUUGUUGUUAUGCACACUAAAUGACAGAGAAAUAAGCAUGGAAGAUGAAGCCACUACCCUGUUUCGAGCCACAACACUUGCAAGCACCCUGAUGGAGCAGUAUAUGAAAGCCACUGCUACACAAUUUGUUCAUCAUGCUUUGAAAGACUCUAUUUUAAAGAUAAUGGAAAGCAAGCAGUCUUGUGAGUUAAGUCCAUCAAAGUUGGAAAAAAAUGAAGAUGUGAACACUAAUUUAGCACACCUAUUGAACAUACUUUCAGAGCUUGUGGAGAAAAUAUUCAUGGCUUCAGAAAUACUUCCACCGACAUUGAGAUAUAUUUAUGGAUGUUUACAAAAAUCUGUUCAGCAUAAGUGGCCUACAAAUACCACCAUGAGAACAAGAGUUGUUAGUGGUUUUGUUUUUCUUCGACUUAUCUGUCCUGCCAUCCUGAAUCCGCGGAUGUUCAAUAUCAUCUCAGAUUCCCCAUCUCCUAUUGCUGCAAGAACACUGACAUUGGUGGCUAAAUCUGUGCAGAACUUAGCAAAUCUUGUGGAAUUUGGAGCUAAGGAGCCCUACAUGGAAGGUGUCAAUCCAUUCAUCAAAAGCAACAAACAUCGUAUGAUCAUGUUUUUAGAUGAACUUGGGAAUGUACCUGAACUUCCGGACACUACAGAGCAUCCUAGAACUGACCUGUCCCGUGAUUUAGCAGCACUGCAUGAGAUUUGUGUGGCUCAUUCAGAUGAACUUCGAACACUCAGUAAUGAGCGUGGUGCACAGCAGCACGUCUUGAAAAAGCUUCUGGCUAUAACAGAACUGCUUCAACAAAAACAACACCAGUAUACAAAAACCAAUGAUGUCAGGUAGCAGCCUUUGCCCUAGUGUUCUGCAUGGAUUCGGCAUGCCCAGUAUGGUAAUUUACAUCAGUAUAAUGUCUCCUUUGCUCUUGCCAAAAAAAUAGCACACUUUUCCACAUUCCAGUGAUGUGUGAGCUAUGCAAACAAAAUCUAAGAUUCUGCUGUUGAGUAACUGUGCCAGCAACCUUGUAUGCUAUCUGUGCAGGCUAUUUGCACUUUUUCCACAUGGAAUCAAUCUUUUAACAACCUCUGAGCCUUGGUGUACAGAUCACCUUUCACAAAAUGAAAUGCUAUGACUGUAUCUUGAACUUUGAAAAUAUAUUUUCAGUACACUCAGUUGCCAAAGUUUUCCUGUCUCUUGGAGGAAGAACUAUGAAAUCAACUGACAAAAAAAGCAUUCUCUUAUGUGUAUAACUGGAUUGCAGACUGUUCUCACUGUAACUACUUCCUGAUUAGGAAAUACGACCAUUUGACUGUUCAAUGAUUAUUUGUAUUUACAGUUUCCAGAGUUUGUCAUUGUAACAGGAACAAUCUUUGCUGUAUACGUUUAAAAAAUAUUGUGCUAUUUCUCUUGCUGGAACUGUUGAAAGAAAAUAUAUAGAAUGAUCUAUUGCUCAUCAGCUUUAUUUUUUAAACAUACUACUUAUUUUGAAAUUGUCAAAGACUGUAUUUAGAUCUCAUAAUGCUUUGUUAAAUGUUUACAAAACAGUAGUUUGAAUUCAGUAAAUAUUAUUGGUUUAUUGUAUUGAUCAAUGCAUGUCACCCAUCCAACCAUUUUAUAAACUAUGUUUCUUUUAUGUUAACUAGAAUGCUUUUGCUAAAUGUAUUUGUUCAUUAUUUGUGCUGCCCCUUUGAUUAUGCAGACAACCUCAUCAGCUGCUUAACUUAUCCAUCUUUGAACUUAUGACUACUUGUUUUAUCUGCUGGAUAUUUAGUUCAACUGUAUAGUUUUAUUUACUUCUGUAUGUGCAUUUUCGUGAAGUAUUCACAAAGGCUAAGUUAAAAUAAAACCAAGGGAUAUCUUGCAUAAUUGAUUACUUUUGUCUGAAUAGAGCUAAGCAUUUAAUUUGUUUAUUUUCUUCCUCCUUCAGGGGCAGUUUAAACCUUAGCACCAGAGCAAGGCCCAGGGAGAAGCUGAAGCUUCAGAUCAGUACUUUUGCUAAUGGCAUCUUUUGAAAAGGAUUCUGUAUUAUUCAAUAAUUCCUUCCCUCUCAUAAUUGUGCAGGGGAGAUAAGACAUAUGUGGGCAUCAUAUGUGGAUCAUAUGUGGCAGUAUGACAUUGGUAAUCAAUCAAAGUGGGUGAGACAGGAACCCAAGGUGGUAUUCCCACAGUAAGGAAAGACCGAGAUUCCAAGAGCAACACUUUAUGCUAUUCCUCCAAUGUAUAAAACACAGGGAAAAAAAUUUUAAGGGUUUAAAAGAUGUCUGCUUUUUCAGGCUACAAAAGUCAAUUAUUUCUAUGGGAGCUGCUAACCUUAUGUGACUUCAAUCACAGUUCAACACUGAUAACAAAAAUCUCAAGUCCUGUGCUCCUUUUCCUUGACAUCAACUCAAUUCAUUCCAUUCUCUCCCUUCUUGGCUCUUUAUCAAAUUAUUCUCCUUUCCUCUUUUCCAUCCCUUCUGCUUUUCAGCUGAACUUGGACCAACAUAGUAUCCCAGGUGGUCUCCUUCCUUGGUUACAUGAUAGCCGACAGGGAGGAUAUGAACUAGUCAAGAUAUUUUUGCUGUGCAUUUUGGUUCCCACUAAUCGCCCCUAAAUCUUUAGCCAUACUAAGCUGUCAUUCUUCAGCCUGAAAUCCUUCUCCCUUGUAUUUAAAAUCACAAACCUGACUUACCCUGCACUUCUUAUAUUUUAAUGUAAUUUGUCUCUCAAGUUGAAAUGGAAACUUGUUACUUACCUUUGUAGGUAGUAACUAGCUUGUCAGUGUUGAAAUAAAAUCUCUCAAACUUUAACUUUUUUAAUGGGGCUGGGUGGGAAAAUUUUCAGUGGUAAGUGUGGACCUUGCUCUGAUGCCAAAGUUUGGCGAUCUGAAAGGGAAAAUGGGACAAAUAGUGAACAUCUUGCAAUUCUGUCUACAGCCUAGCAGCAAUGUACUUAACUAAGACUACAAUGGAGGAUUUAUAACUUUUGGCUUCUUCCACUCUGCUUUUGCAAAAUCUCACAUCAUGAGUUUUAUUCCUUUCACUCCAGAAUGAGAA